Osmia bicornis bicornis is the source of this 2288-nucleotide messenger RNA. Its product is annotated as venom carboxylesterase-6. The record is from RefSeq and is a predicted model, not a curated record. Lineage: Eukaryota; Metazoa; Arthropoda; Insecta; Hymenoptera; Megachilidae. The transcript is spliced from 9 exons. Bases 165 to 1907 code for a protein of 580 amino acids.
ACUCUCACCUGAAACAGUCGUAGUUUUACCUUCGUAGAUAGCGGACGCGUUUUUAUUGCGUCCUUUCUACACCAAAAGUUUCCUCAUCUCAAUUAAUAAGUGGACAAACAUCAAGACAUAAACCCGGAAACAUAUAGCCUGUGAAAAUAAUACUUUAGGAAAUAAUGGGAUAUCAUAGGCUGUUAUGGCUCUUGUUGAGCUGUAUCUGUCUGUUCGAGCUCGUUACAAUAAAGGCCCAUACACCGAUGGUAACAAUAAAAAAUGGUACCUUGUCGGGUAUGAUUAUGAUAACUAGACGCGGCAGGGAAUUCCUGGGAUUCCGGGGGAUUCCUUAUGCUUUACCGCCUCUUGGAGAGCUUAGAUUCGAGCCACCAAAACCAGCGUCAUCAUGGAAUGGAGUACGAUCAGCCCAAGAUGACGCCCAAAUAUGUGUUCAAAGAAACAUCUACACUCAUCAAGACAAAAUCGAAGGUGACGAAGAUUGUCUCUACUUAAACGUUUACGCCCCAAAAUUGCCUAAUAAGGAGGAAAAUCUGAAGGGAGGAUACCCGGUCAUGAUUUGGCUCCAUGGAUGUGGUUGGAUCUGUGGUGCUGGUCACUCAGAAUUCUAUCAUCCAAAAUUCCUAUUAGACCACGAUAUGAUACUCGUCACCGUAAACUAUAGACUGGGACCACUGGGAUUUUUGAGCACCGAAGACACAGUGUGUCCUGGAAAUAAUGGACUAAAGGACCAAGCGCAAUCCAUUAGAUGGGUGCACGAAAAUAUUGCUGCCUUUGGGGGUGAUCCAAAUCGUGUAACUAUUUUUGGAGAGAGCGCGGGAGGAGCCAGUGUUCAUUACCACAUGAUGAGUAAUUUGAGCAAAGGACUUUUCCAUCGAGCUAUCUCACAAAGCGGUAAUGGCCACUGUCCAUGGGCUCUGGCAAAACCAGGUUCUCCCAAAAAGAAGGCUCUAAAGGUGGCUGAACUUUUGGGUUGUCCGACAGACUCGAAACAGCUGCUCGCUUGUCUUCGUAAGAAAAAUGCCGUCGAUAUUAUUGCCACCGAUCGUGCUUUUCAAGUAUUUGGUUACUGCCCAAUGAUACCCUUCAGACCGGUAAUCGAACCUGUUCACCCGGGUGCUUUCUUAACGGAAGACCCAGCAAUCUCGUCGAAACAUGGUCGUCUCUCGGACAUUCCAUGGAUGACAGGAGUUACAUCCGAGGAAGGAUCCCUGAUAGUACCAGGGUUAUACACACGGAACAAUGGAGAAUUGAUUAAAAGAUUGAACAAUGAUUUCCUGAACAUCGCGCCUAUAACGUUAUUGUUUGGAGAAACAUGUCCUAAGGAUGAGCAGAAACGCGUGGCAUCGGAAAUACGAGAAUUCUAUUUCGGCAAAGCACCGAUCGACAAUUCUACGCGAUUCAAACUGAUCGAUAUGUACAGCGAUGCUUGGUUCACCCACGCGGCUCAAACUUCGGUGAUUAAUUAUCUUGAAAAACAAUCCUCUCCUGUAUAUUAUUAUUACUUGGCGUACCGAGCAAGCGCCUCGUUUAGUAUGAUAUUCGGUGAUCCUAACAAUGAUUACGGAGUAUCGCAUGCCGAUGAUCUUCAGUAUUUAUUCCCUGUCGGGGAAGAACUAUUCAAGGAUAUACCACUGAGCAAACAGGAUCACAAAAUGAUUGAUCUCAUAACGAGUUUCUGGUAUAACUUCGCCAGUUCUGGAAACCCUACCCCGGAAGUAACAGACGAAGUACCAGUGAAAUGGAAGCCUGUUAGAACUAAGGAUCUCGAGUAUCUUCGUAUAGGGAACAAUGGCAUUGAAAUGUCGAAGAACCUUAACCCAGAUAGAAUGAGCUUCUGGGAACGUUUGCCGAUACGGCCGGAUUUGGACAAAGGCAGAACACAACAGCAAAAAGAUGAAUUAUAAUAGUGCUCGAAAACUGUGUACACGAUAACCGUACGGCGUUGUCGGAAAUCGUAAAACUUAAUGUGGAACGACAGACAUAAAUCAUAUCUUCAUCCUCGAUCGCCACAUUGUCAACCGUGAAGCUACGUAUCGAGGUCAAAAAAUUAUGUAAGCUGCUGUUAAUGCUCGAGCAUGUCGCGAAAAACUCUCAUCGUACAAGUGUACAAACUACGCGAGACAUUAGAAAAAUUUUUUAAAUCUGUACCUAUCUUAAUGUUAAUGUUUCGUUUCGAGUAAACAGCAAUUGUACACUCGACUGCGAUAUUAUUAAAAACGACAGAAUGUGUAUAAUAUUUUAUGACAAUAAAUGAAAAUAAAUGAAAAUAAAUGAAAAUAAAUGAA